This is a messenger RNA of Charadrius vociferus (killdeer), 2599 nucleotides long. RefSeq names its product digestive organ expansion factor homolog (zebrafish) (gene UTP25). Gene Ontology annotation, molecular function: rRNA binding; U3 snoRNA binding. Gene Ontology annotation, cellular component: small-subunit processome; nucleolus. The record is from RefSeq and is a predicted model, not a curated record. Gene Ontology annotation, biological process: maturation of SSU-rRNA from tricistronic rRNA transcript (SSU-rRNA, 5.8S rRNA, LSU-rRNA). The transcript is spliced from 13 exons. The coding region runs from base 1 to 2319 and encodes 772 amino acids. Lineage: Eukaryota; Metazoa; Chordata; Aves; Charadriiformes; Charadriidae.
AUGGGGAAGCGGCGGGGCGAGCGGGAGCUGCUGCGCAACCUAAGCAAGAAGCAAAAGAAGCACCUGAGGGAGUUCGGGGAGGAGCACCCUUUCUAUGACAAGGUUUCUGGAAGACCAGAAGCAACUCAAGUCUGUGAACUGUCUGAGAAUUCUGAUAAAUCGAGUGCAGAAAGUGAUUCGGAGACUGAAGUGGAACAGGUCUCUGUAUAUCAUAAGCUCCUGGCUACCUUGAAGACCUCUCCUGAAUCUGAGAGUGAGGAAGAAGAUGAUGAAAGUGAAUCAGAAGAAGAUGGGGAAAGCGAGGCAGAAAUGGACAGUGAAGGGUCCCAGGAAACCGGAGAGGCAGAUGGAGGUGAAGAAGAUAAGAAUGAUGUACCAGAGCAGAAAGAAGAUGUUGUUUCUACAGACACAGCAGAGCAGACGCUUGGUCAGGAGCAGGCUGAUGGCGCAGAUACCUCUUGUGACCCAAGUCAUGAAGUAAUUGAGGAGUUUACUGAUGUGAAACAUGAAUCUGAAUUUAGCUUGGAAACCAAUUUCAUGGAAGAGGAGAGUGGAGAUUGCAAUGCAGAUAAGAGAGACAGCAAUUCUUCACAAGCCUUUUCAGAAGAUCCAUUUAAACAGCACAUGGACAAAGAAUUUGAAGAAAAAGAAAUAGAAAAAAUGUCUACACUUCCUAAAACUUCAAGUCAAAGCAAGUGGCCAAGGCUGGGCCAACUAACUUUUUCUUCUGCUUUGGAGAAACAUAAAACUUUGAAAGCAGACAAAGAAGUGGAUGUGAAACAGCUUUAUCUUCACAAGCCUUUAGAAUCCACUUGGCCAAAAGUGAAUAAACAGUUCCUGUCUUCAGUGAACAAACCAAGCGAUCCCACUUUUACCCCAUUACAAAGAGAGCUCUUCUGUAUCAUGAAUACAUACCGGGACUUGUUCUAUCCAGAAAGAAAUGCUUUAACAAAUGGCGAAGAAAUCCGGCAUGCUUACUGCUUGCAUGCCUUGAACCACAUUCUGAAGGCAAAUGCCCAGGUGCUCAGCAACAAUGCCAAACGAAGAGACCAAAAGCCAGGGACUGACAAUGAUGACUACAGGGAUCAGGGGCUCACUAGACCUAAGGUGCUGAUGAUAGUGCCCUUCAGGGAGUGCGCUUUGCGAAUUGUGCAUAUUUUCAUCAGUCUUCUUGAAGUGAACGACAAAAAAAAAAUAGAUGUAAGUAAUAAAAAGCGCUUCAAAGGGGAGUUUGGCUCUGACCCAGAAGAGAAACCCCCCAACCUGAAAAGACCUGAAGAUUAUGAAGCCGUCUUUGCUGGCAACAUUGAUGACCACUUCAGAAUUGGGGUUGCGAUUCUUCAGAAGAGUAUGAGACUAUAUGCACCAUUUUAUUCGUCGGAUAUCAUCAUUGCCUCUCCCCUGGGUAUGAGGACUAUUAUUGGCGCGGAGGGGGAGAAGAAGAGAGAUUUUGAUUUUCUGUCAUCAAUAGAAGUUCUCAUAAUUGAUCAAGCAGAUAUUUACCUGAUGCAGAAUUGGGAACAUGUUCUGCAUCUGAUGAAGCACAUUAACCUGCUGCCUCUGGAUCCCCACGGGGUGGACUUUUCCCGAGUGCGAAUGCUGAAUCUCAACAACUGGUCCAAGUACUACCGCCAGACGCUGCUGUUCAGCGCUCUUCAGGAUCCCCAGAUUAACUCCAUCUUCAACAAACACUGCUUCAAUUACAUGGGGCGGGUGGCUGUCCGUAACGUACCGCUCAAUGGCUCCAUUAGCCACGUUGUGGUCCAGCUUCCUCAUGUUUUUCGGAGGCUAGAAGCUGAAAACUUAACUUCUGUAAUAGAGACAAGGUUUCAAUUUUUCAUCAACAAAGUUUUGCCUGAGUACCGCGAUGCCAUCAUGUCACACACGCUCAUUUAUGUUCCAUCAUAUUUUGACUACGUUCGUCUUCGAAAUUACUUCAAGAAAGAGGAUCUGAAUUUUACUCACAUCUGUGAGUACACUAAAAAGGCUGGCGUCUGCAGAGCAAGGCGGUUCUUUCUCAAGGGAGAGAAGCAGUUUCUGUUGUUCACUGAGCGCUUCCACUUUUACAAAAGGUAUAUGAUAAAAGGCAUUAGGAACCUCAUUUUCUAUGAGUUACCAACCUACUCCCACUUCUACAGUGAGAUUUGUAAUAUGAUGAAGGCCACAGACAAUGGAGUGGAUGCUACUUGGACCUGUACAGUGCUCUACUCCAAGUAUGAUGCUCAGAAAUUGGCUGCAGUGGUUGGCAUAGAUCGCGCAGCUCAAAUGCUACAGUCCAAGAAAGAUGUGCACCUCUUUGUUACAGGAGAAAAUGAAUAAGUGAUAUUGCAGACUAAACGAUUGGAUGGACCUGGAUUUUACUCCUCAUGCACUUUUUGAUGUUGCUUUUUAAAAAAGUAUUAAACUUUUUACUCCCUUUUACUAUUCUGUUGAAAUUGUUCAUAUAUUAUUAAUUUUUAUAUUUCAGUACUCUGUCUGACAAGAAACGGAGAAUGUCCUUCAAGAAAGCAGGGCUUGGGUGUUUCUUCUUAGAGAAACAAAAUCAAUCCAGAACUGUUACUUGUAUAUUGAAAAACUCACUGGUCUGUAAAGACUGAUG